AUUAAGCACACCAUAGAAGAUGAGGUCGAAAGGCUUGGCUUUGAUUAUCAUAUUAAUCAUCUCAGGAGAACUCAAUGCAGAAGAGAAACCCUGUGGUAUUCCAAGUGUGGAAAAUGGAAGGAUUGCCCAAUAUUACUAUACUUUUGAAAGUUAUUACUUUCCAAUGAGCAUAAAGCAAAAUCUGUCAUUUUCCUGCUUGGUUGGUUACACAACUGAAACUGGGAAACAAGAGGCCCAGACCACGUGUACGGCAGCAGGAUGGUCCCCAGAACCACGGUGCUUCAAAAAAUGCCCUAAGCCUGACCUGAGGAAUGGUUACAUCUUUGACACAAAAUUAUUUUACAAAAUUCAAGAGAAUGUACGUUAUCGUUGUGCAUCAGGGUACAAAACCACAACAGGGCAGGACGAAGCAGUGGUUCAAUGCCUCCCUGAUGGAUGGUCUUCUCAGCCAACCUGUAGGAAGGAACAUGAAACAUGUUUGGCCCCUGAAUUACAUCAUGGAAAUUAUUCCACAACACAGAAGUUGUUCAAAGUGAAGGACAAAGUACGAUAUGAGUGUGCCUCUGGGUACCACACAGCUUCCGGGAAGAGGACAGAGGAGGUGGAGUGUCACCCGUACGGAUGGGCCCUCACCCCACGAUGUGCCAAAUUAAUAUGUUCUUCUUUAAGAUCAAUAGACAAUGGUUAUUUUCAUCCUGUGAAGCAAACCUAUGAAGAAGGAGAUGUAGUUCAGUUUUUCUGUCAUAAAAAUUAUUAUCUAAGUGGAUCUGAUUUAAUUCAGUGCUAUGACUUUGGUUGGUACCCAGAAUCUCCUGUCUGUGAAGGAAGAAGAAAUCGAUGCCCUCCUCCCCCUGUGCCUCUGACCUCCAGAAUUCAAAGGUACUCAACCACUUAUCGUCACGGAGAAACAGUUCGUAUAGAGUGUGGACUUAACUUUGAGAGGCAGGGAUCAGAAGAGAUACGCUGUGAAAAUGGAAAAUGGACAGAACCUCCCAAAUGCAUUGAAGAAAAGCAGAGGAUGGGCUGUGAGGACCCGCCCUUGGUUGAGAAUGCUGCAGCAAACCUAUCCUCCAAGGUCUAUUAUAAUGGGGAUAAAGUGACAUACGUGUGUGAAAGAGGGUAUCACCUCCGGGGACCAGAAGAAAUAACUUGUAAACGUGGAAAAUGGACCCUUCCCCCUGAGUGUGUUGGAAAUACUGAGAAUUGUAAUUCUCCACCUGAUGUAAUAAAUGGAGCUGUUGUUGGUGGAUUAUUAGCAAGCUACCCAACAGGAUCCUCAGUGGAAUAUAGAUGCAAUGAAUAUUACUUAUUGAGAGGAACAAAAAUAUCUCAUUGUGAACAAGGAAAAUGGUCAUCCCCACCUGUUUGCUUAGAGCCGUGUACAGUUAACAUGGAUGACAUGAGCAGAAAUAACCUAGGGAUGAAGUGGAAUUAUGAAGGGAAGAUCUUACAUGGAGAUUUAAUAGAUUUUGUAUGUAAACAGGGGUAUGACUUGUCUCCAUCAACUGCACCCUCUGAAUUAUCGGUGCAGUGCAACAGAGGUGAAGUGAAAUAUCCUUCAUGUAUUAGAAAAGAAUCUAAAAGAACAUGUGCAUCUCCCCCAUUUAUUAAAAAUGGAGUUAUUAAGAGCUCAACAGUCAGGACCUAUGAAAAUGGUUCCUCAGUGGAAUACAGAUGUUUCGAGCACCAUUUCCUACAAGGGUCUAAGGAUUCCUAUUGUUUAGAGGGAGUGUGGACUACACCACCAUUGUGUUUGGAGCCUUGCACAUUAUCUUUUGAUACAAUGGAAAGUAAUAAUUUGCUCCUGAAAUGGAGUUUUGACAAUAGGCCAUAUAUUUUGCACGGCGAGUAUAUUGAGUUUCUUUGUAAGAGAGAUACUUACAUUGAGUUUCCUAUUAUCGGAUCGGAAUUGAGAGUGCAAUGUGACAGAGGGCAGUUAAAAUAUCCAAGAUGUAUUCAAAGAGAAAGGAUGUUGUCUUAUCAAGAACCCUUAAGGACAUGAAAAUGAAUGGCAAAAAGAAGAAUAACAUUUUGACACAUCAUAAAAUCCUUUAAAAACAUAACUGUUAGAAGAAAAAUGUUGAAUUAAAAACCUCUGAGUUUUUACUUGCAUGAAGAUUUGAAUCUAAACUGUUUAUGCUGGACAUUUUCUUUAUUUAUAAAUAAAAGCUACACAUGCUAUUGUUUCACUUC
Molecule: messenger RNA, 2193 nt
Organism: Lipotes vexillifer (Yangtze River dolphin)
Lineage: Eukaryota; Metazoa; Chordata; Mammalia; Artiodactyla; Lipotidae
Product: coagulation factor XIII B chain
Exons: 12
Coding region: 20-2002 (660 amino acids)
Biological process (GO): blood coagulation
Source: RefSeq, a predicted model, not a curated record